Molecule: messenger RNA, 627 nt
Organism: Metarhizium album ARSEF 1941
Lineage: Eukaryota; Fungi; Ascomycota; Sordariomycetes; Hypocreales; Clavicipitaceae
Product: 3'-5' exonuclease
Exons: 1
Coding region: 1-627 (208 amino acids)
Biological process (GO): rRNA processing; ribosomal large subunit assembly
Cellular component (GO): nucleus
Molecular function (GO): exonuclease activity; nucleic acid binding
Source: RefSeq, a predicted model, not a curated record
AUGGGAACGGCAAGUUCCGGGGAGUCGGAGCUAAUUCGUCUAUCCCUCGUCGACUUCUUCACUGGCGCUGUGCUCAUAGACAGUCUUGUCUAUCCCGGUGUGAAGAUGGCACACUACAACACUCGUUUCUCGGGCGUAUCAAAGCAAACCAUGGAGGAUUCCCUUCGGCGCCGGAAGUGCAUUCUCGGGCGAGAUUCCGCGAGACAAGCUAUAUACAAGUUUGUCGGACCCGAUACCGUUGUCAUCGGCCAUGCCGGUCAUCAAGACCUCACGUCUCUACGCUGGAUUCACCACCGAAUAGUUGACACAUUGAUGAUCGAAACGAGGAAGCGCCGCUUGGAGGAAGACAUGGCCCGGCGCAAGGAGUGGGAAGAGUCCGCCAGUCUCGACCAGCAAGAAGGUGCAAACUCAAAUUUUGCAACUCAAGAUAAAGAUAGCAACACGGCUGUCACAAACUCGCAGCAGGGUGGGCUGUCGCUCAAGGCCCUUACGCUCAAACGGCUGAACAGAGUCAUCCAGGUCAAGAACCGUGGCCACAACAGCCUAGAAGACGCGUUGGCAACGCGAGACUUGCUACACUGGCAUAUCGAUAGAACAUUGAAGUCCUCCGCCGAGGGUCUGCGAUGA